AUGAAAAUAAAAUUCCUCAAAUCAAUACCGUUCCCAAGUCCUAUAUACGAUAUGCCAUACAAUACCAUACUACCACUACUAUACACAUGUGUCAUGGGCAGUCGGUAUGUGGUACACCUUGCUACACAAAUCGUCGUAAGACCCAUCUUACUUAUCAUACUUACUUACAAUGUUCUCUUUCAGACAAUACUUGCACUUCACUUAACAUUAGUAGUAUGCAAGCGGAAAUACAAAGAUUCCUCCUCCGAAGAAAGUAUAGAAAACGUCCUCUACUACCAGGAUUGCAAGCAUAAACGCGACCAACCAGCGGCAGUACAAAUGAGAGCCGUUGAACCACCGACAACCAAGAAGCCCCAAGAAUGCAAAAUGUGUUGUUCUAUGUGCUGUGGAGAGGAGUGUCAACAGUCAAGCACUUGCAACCAACAAAAGCCUCAAAUGAGACAGCCCCAGUUCACACCAGUGAAGAAAAUUGAGCCAGCUCGAGCCACCCGGCCGCGCGUACAAAAUCAAAACCCAUUUUUUGCUAGAAGAGAAUUUGGAUUGACAAAAGAAAACAUUAAGAGCCUUAUAUCUCAAGAUACGGAUAUAAGAAAGAUUUUAAAGGACUUGGUAAGAGUAACAAUGCAGAAGGUUGACCUGAUGCAGCUAUUGAAGGCGAAGCAGACUGAGAAGCCGCUGCUGAAAGAGAGCGAGUAUGAAAAUGAUUUAUAA
Messenger RNA from Pieris macdunnoughi, 711 nucleotides. The record is from the annotation of a GenBank genome assembly. Lineage: Eukaryota; Metazoa; Arthropoda; Insecta; Lepidoptera; Pieridae.